AUUAUCUUUUAAGCCUCAGUGAUUAAUAGUCGACAUUUCACAUCAAUUAUUUCCCCAGUAAAUAAUUAACUUUUGAACUGGCUUUGUAUCAUAAAAACAAACAUCUUAAUCUUAUCGUUAGCAAUCAGCAUACUUUGCUAUAUUUCUGAUAGUCAACUUUAGUUGCUCCAUCUGCUUCGAUAAUCCUGCCCGGAUCUCGGGUUGAGCUUUCCAGUAUUUUGCCGAAAAUCAACCGGAAAUGAUCAAAUGUUUGUGCGGCCGCAGCGAAAGCUACACAAUCACAAAACCAGGCUCAGUGCAUUCAAUAAUCGGAAAUGGCCGUGCUUCUUCGAAACCAAUUGUACGACCAAUAACGCCUCCUUUGGUCGAUCCGGCUCCAAAAGACCAGCGGGACAACGAUGAAGCUUUAGCAACCGAUUUGCCGCCGCCAGCGGCGGAACCUGGUGCAGAUGAACCCGCAGGUUCAAACCAUGAGGGAACGGUAACACACACAAAAGGUCCAGCACCCAACCCAACAGCAGCAAAUCCAGAUAAGGAAUUGGGGAGUAGUUUAGGGAAUCCGGUAGGGGCUACUCAAAGCAAACGCACUAAACAUCGGGCACCUGAACCAGAUACAGAUAAAAAACCAAAUCCUCCAAGUGAAAAUUCUGAGCAGGAUCCCGAGUUGCUCCAUCCAGACGGCUUAACGGGUUUACCGGAUGGUAGGAAAGUUAGCGUCAAAGAUCCACCCGAAGAAGAACAUAAUCAGAGCGUAAGAAGACCGGGAGUGCAAGCGAGCGUUCCUUCGGAUGCGGAAGUUGCUUCCAACGAGAACUUGCCCUCAUAUCCCAAAAGUGCCCAGGAUGCGGAUCAGAUUAAAAAAGCCAUAGAAACGAACGAAUUCCUCAGCCGUUUGUUCUAUGGGAAUCGGCUGCAAGACAUCAUCAACGGCAUGCAGCUGAGGUCGGUUCCAGCAAAGAAAACCCUGAUAAAACAAGGCGACAAAGGCUCGGAAAUGUUCGUCUCCAAGCAGGGCAAGUUCCGAGUUCUCAUUAAGGGCAAAACAGUCGACGAGUUCAGCGAGCCGCGAGUUUUCGGCGAACUUGCGCUACUUUACAAUGCCAAAAGAUUAGCCACCAUUCAAGCCCUUAGCGAAGGGCAGGUUUGGGUGCUGGAUCGCGUGGCUUUCCAGAGGAUCGUCAUCCGGUUCGACCGGAAGGAGCAGGACCAGUACUUGCAGUUUUUGCGCAAUGUUGAGUCUUUGCAGACCGUGGAUGAGGACGUGUUGUUGCAGGUCUCCAAACUGUUCAAAAAGGAAAUUUUUCCUGCUGGUACCGUCAUUGUGCGCCAAGGCGAUAAAGGGGAUAAGUUUUACGUUAUACGUGCAGGCACGGUAACCAUCACGAAAAAUGGCACAGUAUUGGGAAAGCUGGGGAAAGACAAGUGUUUUGGUGAAAUGGCUCUACAGAAGGAGGACACGAGGCAAGCAACCGUAACAGCCGAAUCUCCAGUGGUGGAGUGUCUGACGCUGACUAGAAAAAAUUUCAUCGACCAUUUCGGCGAUGUUCAAAUUCCCACCAUCCAAGUGAAAACGCCCAGUCUGAAAGACGUUCCCUCGGAGUACCAGGAUAUGGUGCUUGACGAUUUGAAGAUAAUCCGCACUUUAGGAGUGGGCGGGUUCGGUAGGGUGGAACUAGUCCAGCAUAAAAAGCGCAAAAGUCUAGUCUUCGCCUUGAAGUACCAAAAGAAGAUAGAUAUCGUCUACCAGAACCUGCAGGAGCACGUUCAUAACGAGAAGAUUAUCCAGAUGAAUUGUAACUCGCCGUUUGUAGUCCGAAUGCAUCGCACCUUCAGAGAUAACAAAUAUGUGUACUUCUUAAUGGAAGCCUGCUUGGGAGGCGACUUGUUCACGCUUUUGCACAAUCAGAAGCCGAAACGGUUCGACCAGGACAACGCGCGUUUCCUAUCGGCUUGCGUUCUUGAAGCUCUCGAACACCUUCACAGUAAAGGCGUGGUGUUCCGAGACUUGAAACCGGAGAAUCUGAUGGUGGACCUGACCGGCUACUUAAAAUUGACCGAUUUUGGAUUCGCAAAAAAAAUGCCGAACAGAGGAAAAACCUACACAUUCGCCGGGACGCCUGAGUAUGUGGCGCCGGAAAUUGUGCUCAACCGAGGCCAUGAUAGGGCUGUGGAUUACUGGGCUUUCGGCGUGAUUCUCUUCGAGCUCUUAACUGGGAAAACUCCAUUUUGCACAAACGAUGGGACCAACAUGCGAACAUACAACAAAAUCCUGAACGGCAUCGAUAACAUUACGUUUCCCUCUUAUGUUAGCUUGAAAGCGAAGAAUUUGAUCGAGAAACUGUGCAGACCAAUGGCAACAGACCGGAUUGGCAUGCAAAAAGGUGGCUUUGCCGAUAUAAAAAAUCACAAGUUUUAUCAAGGAUUUGAUUGGGAGAAAUUCCGUCAGCAUCAGAUUCCCUCCCCGUAUAAGAUGAAAGCGAGGGAUUUGACCGAUAAGAGCAACUGUGACGUGUUCAAACAGGAUAAAACAUAUCCUCCCGACGAGACCUCCGGAUGGGAUAACGACUUUUAAGGACACUUGAUCAAGGGUCGCAACUUCAACCCUAACUAAGUUUCUAAUAUAUGUAAUUUCUCUUCAAAUACUUAGUCGACCUUGGAAUAAACCCGAGCAGACUGCACAGACCGACAACUAAGCAUAGGUGCCUUCGGCAUCCAACAGAUCCAUUAAGUUAUUACCGACAAAACGUUUUUAAGUUUAUAUCAUCAAUAAAAUUAUUAAACUUG
Dendroctonus ponderosae (mountain pine beetle) is the source of this 2784-nucleotide messenger RNA. Its product is annotated as cGMP-dependent protein kinase 1. Gene Ontology annotation, biological process: protein phosphorylation. The record is from RefSeq and is a predicted model, not a curated record. The transcript is spliced from 14 exons. Gene Ontology annotation, molecular function: ATP binding; cGMP-dependent protein kinase activity. The coding region runs from base 239 to 2572 and encodes 777 amino acids. NCBI's taxonomy places the organism in Eukaryota, Metazoa, Arthropoda, Insecta, Coleoptera, Curculionidae.